Messenger RNA from Solenopsis invicta (red fire ant), 2771 nucleotides. Its product is annotated as dehydrodolichyl diphosphate synthase complex subunit DHDDS. Gene Ontology annotation, molecular function: ditrans,polycis-polyprenyl diphosphate synthase [(2E,6E)-farnesyl diphosphate specific] activity. The coding region runs from base 854 to 1741 and encodes 295 amino acids. The record is from RefSeq and is a predicted model, not a curated record. Gene Ontology annotation, biological process: polyprenol biosynthetic process. The transcript has 5 exons. Gene Ontology annotation, cellular component: dehydrodolichyl diphosphate synthase complex; endoplasmic reticulum. NCBI's taxonomy places the organism in Eukaryota, Metazoa, Arthropoda, Insecta, Hymenoptera, Formicidae.
UGUGUUGUAUAUGUGUGUUUUAUGAGUGAGUAGAAUAGUAAAGUUGCAUCAUAUACUGUAUUGUAUGUAUGUUCAAUCCCCUGUCUAACGUUGUUGCGAGUUUAUAUUUUCGCGGUUCGCACCUGCAACUCACUUCACACAAAUCUGUCGUGAUGAGUGAGAAAUACGGUUCGAGGUGUUCGAGGUCCAGGGUACAGGGACAGCCGGGACAGAGUCCAGCAGCCCGGCAGUACGAGCCAAUAUGGCAGCACCUGAUGAAUUAACGAUAAAGUCACAUGCUCGCACGUAUACAUCAUACGUAUUGAAUUGUGUUGAAUGUGAGACGUUUUUCUCGGAUAUCGACGAGGAGGAGAAUGAUACUAGUCAUUGACUGCGACCGUUAAUGUUUGAUUUAGAUUCGACAUCGCCAGAGAAAUAUCUAUUGAAAAUCAUUGUAGAUGCUUCACUUUAAAUGAGAGAAAGAGAGAGAAAGAGAACUCGCACGCGAGUAAACCAGUAAACCGCGUGUGACAUUUUGUCGGCAAUCGGCAUUUCGUUACGAGUUAUCGAAGACGUCUUGAUAACUUAAUAUAUUGUUCAUAUCGCGUCCAAAUGCAUAGAUAACACGGAUAAUUAGGAUGGAUGCGAAAACGACUCGGAAGCCACGCUGCACAUAGUCUUUUUUUUGUAAUUGCGGUAUGAAGGUUAGAGGAUGACUAGCAGCUGAUAUCGUCGUUAUCGUUUCAACAAUUGAGUACUUGCUGUACAUAGUGUGCUUGUUAACUAAUACUAACAACAAGUCUAACAGAAUCGUUUGACGAAAAAUCCAUCAAGGAUAAAGUGUUCAUUUUUGCAUAUUCAUACAUGAAAUUCGAUGUCGUGGAUAACGGAACGUACCUUGAACUGGCUGCAAUCCCUGGCUUUAAGAAUCAUAAAGACUGGCAGGGUGCCCAGCCAUGUGGCAUUUAUCAUGGAUGGUAACAGACGAUUCGCGGAUAAACAGAACAUGGAAAAAAAGGAGGGCCAUUCAAAGGGGUUUGAAAAAUUGUCCGAGACAUUGCACUGGUGCAUGGAUCUAGGUGUUACAGAGGUCACGGUUUAUGCUUUUAGUAUAGAAAAUUUCAAACGUAGCAAAAAGGAAGUCGACGAACUCAUGGACCUUGCCAGGCAGAAAUUCAAACGUCUUUUAGAAGAGACAGACAAAUUGACAGACGCUGGAGUAUGUGUUCGUGUUAUUGGCAAUUUGUCCUUAGUUCCAGAAGAUAUACGCAAAUUAAUUGCCCGAGCCAUAUUCAUUACUAAAGACAAUAAUAAAGCAUUUUUAAAUCUUGCUUUUUCGUACACAUCAAGGGAUGAACUUACCCAUGCACUUAAGGAUAUAGCAAAGGGUAUAAAGCAUGCUGAUAUCUUGCCAGAAGAUGUUACCGAAGAUUUAAUUUCUGACUGUCUAUACACUUACAAAUCCUCAAAUCCAGAGUUAUUAAUUCGUACCUCUGGAGAAUUUCGACUUAGUGACUUCCUGAUGUGGCAAAUUUCUAACUCUUGUAUCUACUUUACCAACGUAUUAUGGCCUGAAUUCAGUAUAUGGCAUUUUCUUAGUGCAGUCUUUUAUUAUCAAAGAUGUUAUUCUGAUUUACAAAGAAUUAGGAAUAAUUUGAAACCAAUUGCGCAUAAUAGUAGAGCAUCCAUGUUUGUUAAAAAGUUACACCGCGAACGUGAAAUUGAAAUCGAAAAAAUAUAUCUAUCGGCAGUUCAAUCCUAGAAACAAAUAAAUACUAUUUUAGUAAGUACAUACAAAUAUAAAUAAAAUAUAGGUUUAUGUUCGUUUUGUUUGAAAUCUUUAAAAAUGUUUAUAUUUAAAACAAGACAAAUAUGCAUUUCGGUGUUGUAAACAGAAGAAAGAUGCUGAGCCUAAAAAGUGCAAGCAAUACGAACAGACCUUAUGCAGAAAAUCUAUUGCAUGUGUUUUGCUUCAAAGCAACUUUCCAUUGUAGUUUAUCAUUUUUUGUUUCAGAUAAUUUUAUUACAUUUUGUAAAUUUAUGUUUACUAAAUUAUUACAAUAAUUAAAUUGUAUUAGAAAAAUUUAAUUGCAUCAAGAAAAUUAAAUUUAUAAUAAAUUUACAAAUUUAUAAGUUUAUAAUCAUGUAUAAGGAGCUAGUCAAGCGAUUAAACAAAGACAAUUACAUGUGAAAACUAUUACCGUUCAUAAAUAGAAAUUUGUUUUACUUUAUAGUAAACUCAGGGAAAUAGCUACAGACACUUCCAGCCACGUAAGAUGUUUUAGAAAACAAGAAAUAAUUAAAGGAAUAAUAUUAAAUUUUUAAAAUAUAAACUGAACAAGAGAUCUAAAACGCUUAAACAAUUAUUAAAAUUUUUACUUUCUCUUGGAUAGAAUCUGUUUCAUACUUUUUGUAUAAGAAAUUAGUUGAAGAAAUUAGAUAAUUAUAUAAUUAGCUUGUAAAAUACAUAAGAAAUGUAUAAUAAAGUAAUUUGUCGAACAAUCUUGCUGAUAAGAAAAUUUUCUAAUGAAUUGUAACAAAUAUUAGUAUUCUAUUGUAAUGAGAUAUUUGUUUUCUGAAAUGUUCUAAUCAUGACACUGUAUGUAGAUAUUGAUAAAAUUCGCUUCCAUAAUGUGUCAUUUGUUAUAGUGCACGUAUGUAUUUAUCUCAGUAUGUACAUUCCAUACGUUAAUUUCCAAAUUGUUCUUUAUUGCAAUGUGCAUUGUAAAAUAACAUUGUAAAACAAAUGUACAAUAAUAGAAAUAACAUAAAUUAUACAUAUAUGAAAUAAA